GUGGGUUUUCUGCUCUGGCAUGUACUCUCCUUGUUCUAACCAGUGUAUGUUAGCAGCCAGCACGCUUUACAGUGACAUGAAUCAGGAUGUCGGCAGUAUUUCAAGCAGUAUUUAUUCCUAGGAUGUCUCAGCCAGUAUUUCUUGCCUGUCAUUAAUUGCCUUUGAGAAGGUGUUGUAAAACCCAUCCACGUUUCCAUUACUCUGGCUCGAUGAGAGCCUAUUCUUAUUCUCCGAGUGGCCAGUGAGGUACAAGACAGCAUGGACAUGGUGAUGAACGUAACAUUGGAUGAUGAGACCCUGGAAAUGCUGGGCAGUGCUGUAAUCAGAAUCACCCUCCCCACUGUUUACCUAGCCAUCAUCCUCAUCAGUUUACCUGGCAACGGAAUCUCCCUCUGGCUACUUUGCUUCCACACCCACCCAAAGACUCCUUUGGUCAUCUUCAUGAUCAACCUGACCAUUGCUGACAUCCUGCUUGCUUUUUUCCUCCCCUUCCAGAUUGCAUAUCACUUGAACGACAAUAACUGGGCCUUUGGCAAGAGCCUCUGUACAUUUGUUACCACCUUGUUUUAUGUCAAUAUGUACUGCUCCAUUUUGACAAUGACUUGCAUCAGUGUUGAGCGCUAUAUUGGGGUGGCACACCCAAUGUGGUACACUCAAGGGUGGAAAAAACCACAUGCAGUGACUAUUUGUUUUGGGAUAUGGUUAAUUUUAAUCGUAGUUUUGUUGCCCUUGGAAUACAGUGAUUUAACAUUUGAAGUCCAGCCGCUCAACAUUACCACUUGCUUUGAUGUUCUUAAAAGAGACAUGCUUCCCAACAAUAAUGCAUGGGGGUUGUUCCUCUUCACUCUGUUUGUAUUGCUGUUUCUGAUCCCAUUUACCAUUAUCGUCUCAUGUUACACACUAGUAAUACUAAAGCUCUCCCAAACCUCUCACAUCGCUCAAAGUGAGCAGAAAAAGCGAGCUAUUUGUUUAGCUGCUAUUGUGCUCUUGGUCUUUGUCACAUGCUUUGCCCCCAACAACAUCACUCUCUUAAUCCACAUUAUAUGGAGACUUCUGUAUGACACAGGAUGCUACACAGCCUAUAAGCUGACCCUGUCACUAAGCUGUUUGAACAGUUGUCUCAACCCAUUUAUUUUUUGUUUUGCUUCAACAGACUUCCAAAACCUUUUCCACCGUUUAAUAGGUAGGCAACAGUCAUUCAGUCAAACAGCACAGUAGAGGUUCUGACAUUGAGAUUAGUCUCCAUUUGGACUUUGCAAAAUAACUGGCUUUAUCAAGGGACCAAGUCCACUAUUCAGGAAAAACUCAAAAAUAAAUCUCCAAGAUAUUCCCUACAUGUUAAGCCCACCUACAACUGGGCCAUGAAGACUCAGCAAGAUUAUGGUUUACUUUCAGUCCAUUGAGUUGGUCUGUCCACUGUAUUAUAGUUGGUCUCAACAACAGUGGAUUAGGGAGGGAAGUAUAAGAAGGAUUUUCACUCCUGACUUAUUGUCCUGUGUCACCCCUGGAAAGCACCCACAUCACCAACACCUCAACUCCCCCCACUCCCUCCCACACCCUCCCACACCAACUCCUUCCUCAUCUCACUCUGUGAAUAGAACCAAAUAUGGACAUGAGAUCCAUCAAGAAUAAUCUGCCAACAUUUAUUGUCUAAGCUCACACAGACUGAGUGAAAAUUUGAGGGAGGGACAUUAUGAGGUGUUCUGAAAGUGAGAAUAUUGGUAAAGCAACGAAAGGAAACAAACAUUAAAUUGUUUUACUAGUUGCUGCAGGUCUUCAUCUGGCUAGUUGAAUACCUUUGAUUCUGAGUGCUUCCACUGAAGAUUGUGACUGUAUCAUCAAGGAGAGCUACAUCAUCAGAGUUCCUGUUCAAGAUAUACAUUCUAUAUAUCCCACAUAGUCAAGAAAGAGAUUAUUAAGUCACCAAAGGAUAUGGCGAGAAAACAAGAACAUGGCAUUGAGAUAAAGGAUCAACCAUAAUCAUUCUGAUUGGUGGAGCAGGCUCGAAGGGCUGAAUGGUCUGCUGCUACUCCUAUUUCUAGGGGAUAUGGAUCAUAACCAGACACAUCGAGUUAGAUCACAGAUCAGCUAUGAUCUCAUUGAAUGGUGGAAUAGGCUUGAGGGAUGGAAUAGCCUAUUCCUGUUCUGAUGUUCCUCAAUUCCAAUGUUUCAGAAGAUCCCCACAGCCCAUUUGUGAGGAUGUUAAAAAUUCUUCAACACUCUUUGUGGAAAAGCAGGAAUGUCCUCAUCAUCAUUCCAUUCUUAGUCGAUUCAAUUAAAAGAAAUCAGAUUUACCAGUCAUUGCUAUUUGUAGGAGGGUACUAGUUCAGUGGUUCCCUUGUCGAUCUACAUGACAAUAAUCAGAACUGAUUCAAACAAGCAGUUGUAGAUAUUUCUAAAAAACAUGAGAUGAUGUUAACUGACAAUAAGUAUUAACUAGGCCAGGGUCUCAUAUCAAACUGUUAUAAAGUCCACCUGGAAACGUUGCUUCUGCAUAUUUUUUAAUUGUAUGAUACUUCACCACGGCAAAAUGCAGUUCCUAAGGAAAUCCCAUUUGUAAUUGAUGAAUUGCUAGAAGUGACACCAAUGAACAUGACCUUUUGAGUGACAUUACAUUUGUUCUUUUUGAUGUGACUUGUUCUAGCUCUGGAAGAUAAGCAAAAAUGGCAUACAAGAAAUCCUACUGUUGGUAAUGAUGCUGACAGUCUGCAGGACUAAAUUCAUGAAGACUCUGUCUACAAUCUGAGAUCAUCAACCUUCCUUUCAGUUUUCAGUUGGAGAGCUCUCAUUUGGAAAUAUGGUUUUUUGCAAAAUAAUUAGACAGCUUCAGAAUUGCAUCCGUAAAGGUACAAGCAUCACUAACUAGAAUCAUAAAGUCAUAGAGAUGUGCAGCACGAAAACAGACCUUUGGUCCAACUCGUCCAUGCCAACCAGAUAUC
This is a messenger RNA of Chiloscyllium plagiosum (whitespotted bambooshark), 2939 nucleotides long. RefSeq names its product P2Y purinoceptor 8-like. Gene Ontology annotation, cellular component: plasma membrane. Gene Ontology annotation, biological process: phospholipase C-activating G protein-coupled receptor signaling pathway; positive regulation of Rho protein signal transduction. Gene Ontology annotation, molecular function: G protein-coupled receptor activity. Lineage: Eukaryota; Metazoa; Chordata; Chondrichthyes; Orectolobiformes; Hemiscylliidae. The record is from RefSeq and is a predicted model, not a curated record.